AUGAAGACCCACAACAGUGGUAACCGUUAUAAGAGCCAAGCAUCUUUGAACUUUGAUAAUGGGAAGAUAAGAGUUAUUGCUCAUAAGAUUCUUGACAGAAUUCCUGAUGGGAGGCAGCAGGUAGAUUGGCAAGAGGACUGGAGGAAGAAGAAAGCCUAUGUGACAGACCAUAUAUGGCGAGAAGCACCUUAUAAAUGGUAUUGGAUGCUUGUAGGAUGCGACAUCCUCAUCAUUUACAGCUCGGAUGCCGAGGAAUGGUGCCAGUACCUCCAGGACCUUUUCCUGUCCAGUUGGCAGGUCCAUAGCCAGAAGAUGCUGACUUACAGGCUGGGCCCCAAGACCUCCUUCUCAGCCGAGGACCUGAGCUUCUUUCUCCGCACACGCUGCAUCGUGGUGCUGCUGUCUGCGGAGCUGGUGCAGUGCUUCUGCCAGCCGGCCCUGCUGCCCCUGCUGCAGAGAGCCUUCCAUCCUCCACACCGCGUGGUGCGCCUGCUCUGCGGGGUGCAGGACAGCGAGGAGUUUCUGGACUUCUUUCCAGACUGGGCACACUGGCAGGAGCUCACCUGUGACGAUGAGCCUGAGACUUACGUGGCAGCUGUGAGGAAGGCCAUUUCUGAAGAUUCUGGCUGCGACUCAGUCACUGACACUGAGACCGAGGACGAGAAGGUCCUUCCCUACUCGGAGCAGCAGAGCCUGCCCCUGAAGACUUCACCCGGGAACCUGAUGGUGGUGCAGCCGGACCGCAUCCGCUGUGGGGCAGAAACCACUGUCUACGUCAUUGUGAGAUGUAAGCUGGAUGAGAGGGUGAAAACAGAAGCCGAAUUUUCUCCUGAGGAUUCUCCCUCAAUAACGGUGGAUGCCAAGCUGGAGAAUGAGUACACCGUUUCCAUGAAAGCUCCCAACCUAUCAUCUGGGAAUGUUUCUCUGAAGAUAUAUUCUGGGGAUUUAGUGGUGUGCGAAACCAUUAUCAGCUAUUAUACUGACAUGGAGGAAAUUGGGAAUUUAUUGUCCAAUGCUGCAAAUCCUGUGGAGUUCAUGUGUCAGGCCUUUAAAAUUGUGCCCUACAACACAGAGACCCUUGAUAAACUGCUAACAGAGUCCCUAAAGAACAACAUCCCUGCAAGUGGGCUGCACCUCUUUGGAAUCAGCCAGCUGGAAGAAGAAGAUAUGAUGACAAAUCAGAGGGAUGAAGAGCUGCCCACUUUGUUGCACUUUGCUGCCAAGUAUGGACUGAAGAACCUCACUGCCUUGUUGCUCACCUGCCCAGGAGCCCUACAGGCCUAUAGUGUGGCCAACAAGCAUGGCCACUACCCCAACACCAUUGCUGAGAAGCACGGCUUCCGGGACCUGCGGCAGUUCAUCGACGAGUAUGUGGAAACUGUGGACAUGCUGAAGAGUCACAUUAAAGAGGAACUGAUGCAAGGGGAGGAGGCUGACUCUGUGUAUGAGUCCAUGGCCCACCUUUCCACAGACCUGCUCAUGAAGUGCUCCCUCAACCCCGGCUGUGACGAGGAGCUGUAUGAGUCCAUGGCGGCCUUUGUCCCAGCUGCCACCGAGGACCUCUAUGUUGAAAUGCUUCAGGCCAGUACAUCUAAUCCAAUCCCCGGAGAUGGUUUCUCUCGGACCACUAAGGAUUCUAUGAUCCGCAAGUUUUUAGAAGGCAACAGCAUGGGAAUGUCCAGUUUGGAGAGGGAGGUACACCAUCUCGGUCAGGAAAAAGAUGUUUAUCACACAGUGGAUGAUGAUGAGGCCUCUUCCGUGAACUUGGCCAACAGGCCCCCUGUCCCAGUGCCCAGGCCAGAGGCCAGUGCUUCUGGCACUCACCAGCUGUCUGACAAGGAACCAUACAUUUCUAAAGUUUUUGCAGGAAAAAGUCAAGAGCGGCCUGAGAAUUUCUACGUUACCUCAGAGAGCAUCAGGAAAGAGCCACCUGUCAGACCCUGGAGGGACGGGCCUCAGUCAAGCAUGUAUGACCCAUUUGCUGGGAUGAAAACUCCAGGUCAGCGGCAGCUUAUUACCCUCCAGGAGCAGGUGAAGCUGGGCAUCGUCAACGUGGAUGAAGCUGUGCUCCACUUCAAAGAGUGGCAGCUCAACCAGAAGAAGCGGUCUGAGUCCUUUCGUUUCCAGCAGGAAAAUCUUAAACGGCUAAGAGAUAGCAUCACCCGAAGACAGAGAGAAAAGCAAAAAUCCGGGAAGCAGACAGACUUGGAGAUCACAGUCCCAAUUCGGCACUCACAGCACCUGCCAGGGAAAGUGGAGUUUGGAGUCUAUGAGAGUGGCCCCAGGAAAAGCGUCUUUCCCGCAAGGACAGAGCUAAGACGAGGAGACUGGAAAACAGACAGUACCUCCAGCACAGCAAGCAGCGCGAGUAACCGAUCCAGCACCCGGAGCCUCCUCAGUGUGAGCAGCGGGAUGGAGGGGGACAACGAGGAUAAUGAAGCCCCCGAGGUUGCCAGAAGUCGUAGUCCAGGCCCCCUACCAGUGGACAGCACACCCAUCGUGCCCCUUGAGAGGCCCCCCAGGGUGCCACCCCGAGCCGCCUCACAGAGGCCUCUGACCAGGGAGACCUUCCAUCCUCCUCCACCUAUUCCACCCAGAGGUCGCUGA
This is a messenger RNA of Mesoplodon densirostris (Blainville's beaked whale), 2607 nucleotides long. RefSeq names its product phosphoinositide-3-kinase adaptor protein 1 (gene PIK3AP1). The transcript has 18 exons. NCBI's taxonomy places the organism in Eukaryota, Metazoa, Chordata, Mammalia, Artiodactyla, Ziphiidae. Gene Ontology annotation, molecular function: phosphatidylinositol 3-kinase regulatory subunit binding; signaling receptor binding. The record is from RefSeq and is a predicted model, not a curated record. Gene Ontology annotation, biological process: signal transduction. Bases 1 to 2607 code for a protein of 868 amino acids. Gene Ontology annotation, cellular component: cytosol.